AUGUCUUCCAUGUUUUCUAUGUUGAAAGAUCUUCAUCCUUCUGUAACAACAUCAGUGAUAAAAGUGAGAGUGGUUCGUGCUUAUGAAGUGCCUUUCAAUGGCAAUGCUGCUGAUAUUAUGAGUUUGGAGUGCAUAUUUCAUGAUGCAGAGGGUUCAAAAAUUCAUGCAUCUUUUGGAAGAGCUGUGCUAAGAACUAUUGCAGUGAAUAUCAGUGAAGGAAACUGUUAUGUCAUGCAGAAAUUUUACACAAGGCCAAAUCAUAUGCGUUAUAAAACGACUAAUCAUGCAUUUCGCUUAACUAUGACUCAGAAAACUCAAAUUUAUCAAGUGAUUGAUGAUGAGUUUCCAUUUCAUAUGUUUUCGUUGAAGCCAUUUCCUGAAAUUUCAACUAUUGAGAAUUUACAUGAUGAAGCACUGUUUGAUGUUGUAGGAGUUGUUGUUGACAGUGGAGGUGUGGUUAAUCAGCCUAACGCAAAGAUGAUGGAGUUAAAGUUGGAAGAUGAAAAGUAUUAUUCAAUCAUAUUGUCUAUUCUUGAGCUUCUUCAGAAUGUUAUCAUAUGCACCCUUUGGGAAGAUUUUGUUGAUCAGUUUUUGGCACAAGUUGAUGGAUAUGUUCAACAAAUUUCAGUUAUUGUGGUUCAGUUUUGCAGGCCACAUCUGUACAAGGGCCAAGUGCGCAUAUCUACAUCAUUCAAUGUUUCUAAAGUCACACUAAACAAGGGCCUUCCAGAGAUCAAUGAAAUGAGGCAGAGGAUUUUUGGAGUGCAAAGGUUCAUUGAGACUAUAAACUUAACUUUUAAGGUUGAGCCUAAGAAAUUGGUGGAUGAGAAUGAAAUCAUGGAUGUGAAGAGCAUUGAAGAUGUUUUCUGCUUGGAGGAUGGGUGUUACUGGAUUUGUGGUAGGAUUGAUCAUAUUGAAUCAAAUGGUGAUUGGUUUUACUUGGCCUGCAAGCGUUGUUCAAAGAAAGUUGUGAAGGUGGAGCAGAGAUUCAUGAUUAGGGUAAAUGUGGUUGAUGCAACAAGCAAUGCAACAUUGCUACUGUGGGAUAGGGAGUGUGUUCAACUCAUUGGCAAAAGAGCUUGGGAAGUUGAUGUUUCUACUGCUGUGGUGGAUGGAAUCCCUAAAGAAAUAGAAAACAAACUGCUAGAGAAGUUUGUUUUAUUCAAAGUGCAAAUGAGAAAUGAUGCUGACUUCCGGUUGGAUCAACCCUAUACUAUCAACAAAGUUUGUGUGACUCCUGAAAUUGUGGAGAAGUUUGCUUCAAAAAUCAUGGAAAGUCAGACUGAGAACUCUGCAGCAAAUGAGUCACUUACUGAUUUAGCAUUUGGAUAUGAUGUGAAGGAAUCUCAAAGUCAGCGUAUCAAAACAUUCCCUGAAGAACUUGAUGAGAUUUUGGUGAAAGAUGAAGAACUUGAUGACAGUUUGGAGAGAGGAGCAUGGAUUACUGAAUCUGGGAAAAGAGGGCUGGAGGAGUUGUCUGAUGAUGGUGUGUUUCUGAAGAACAGUUUGGAGAGAGGAGCAGGGAUUAUUAAAUCUGGGGAAAGAGGGCUGGAGGAGUUGUCUGAUGAUGGUGUGUUUCUAAAAAAAUUGAAGAAGGAGAAGGAUGGUGUGUUUCUGAAGAAAGUUAAGAAGGAGAAGGCGGAUGGUGUGUUUCUAAAGAAAGUGAAGAAGGAGAAGGAGUGA
Molecule: messenger RNA, 1683 nt
Organism: Salvia miltiorrhiza (redroot sage)
Lineage: Eukaryota; Viridiplantae; Streptophyta; Magnoliopsida; Lamiales; Lamiaceae
Exons: 10
Coding region: 1-1683 (560 amino acids)
Source: RefSeq, a predicted model, not a curated record